GACCCGUGGAGCCCUAGCGAAGGGACACGGGACAGACGGUCUCGGACAGCGGACGAGCACGGACGGACCGGCAUACACCUGACAUCACCGCACGCGACUACAUCGCGUUAUAACCAGCAUAACUCAUACAAACUUAACGUUGAAUAAUGUAAAGUGUUUAUUAAAUUCAGUGUUUCAAUUCUAUAAGAAAGUGUCAUGAUUGUGAAUAGAUUAGAUAUUUGUAUCGUGCGUUGAUAACAUAUGAAUUGUUUUUAUUUUAAAUAUUAUUUUUGUCUUAUAAAUAUCGAAUGUGAUCGGUUAGAAUGAAAAAGAAAUAUAAGAAUAAUUUAUGCUAACAAUAUGAGUAGUAUAUUAAUUCAGUAAAAUGACUUUUAUCCCGCUCGGUCACAGCCGUCGGACAUUAUUUGGAUUAUUUGUGACAUAUUUCUUAUCACCAACGUUUUAAAAUAUAUACAGUCGCCGGAGCGACGGCGGCAUAUGUGAAGUGUUACGCUGAUAGCGAGAUAUUAAGAUAAUAUUUCUUAGGAUAAAGAUAUCAUCGAAGAAAUAAAAAUAGGUGACCAAAUCAAGAUGAGAAUCAAGAUGCCAGCUGUACGCAUCGCGCAAGCGGAUGCGGACAGCGCGGCAGAAGGCGGAGGUUCGUCGUGUUUGCCAGCGGAUACGCUGACAUGCGGGGCCUGCAGGAAGGCUUUCGCGCUAGCGGACAUAGUGCGAUUCAUUCAGCACAAAGUCUCCUCUUGCGAUAAAGACCUCACUUCAUACCACUGCUAUAGUGGAGGUCCAAACUCAGACCAAGAAGAUGGAACCCGACCAGGACAAAUUGCUUCUGGCAACACGAGUGGGCGAAGACCCUCACUCCUUACAGCAAGGCGACCUCCCAACAGUAGAGUGCAUACUCCUCCUCUCGCAAGCCCUUCGAUAGCUCCACCAGAUUUACUUGAGGAUGGCGGGGCAUCAAGCACUCCUAAGCGGCUGUUGGAUGAAGCUGACGCAGGAGUAUCGACUCCGAAACGAAGAGCAUCUACUUCACCGAUGCCUUCGAGUUCACCAGAUGAAGAUAUCAAACCUAAAAUUAAACAAGAGCACAUGGACAGAACCAGCUCACCUGAAGAUCAUAAGAAGUCGAGAACCGAAAUGGCUGACGCUGAAUCAAAUACCAUGCAUAGUGAACCGAGCAACUACGUCUGUUCUACCUGCAAAGCGCGAGUACACUCUGCUUGGAGACUGGUUCAGCACGUUCAGCACGUGCAUGGCGUAAAAAUUUACGUUGAGAGCAUGCCUCAGCAAUUACCGAAUAAACAGAACCAUUCAUCAUCGAGCACGUCAUCAUCAAGCUCUGGUUGUUCUUCUACUGGUGCUCCAUUACCGCCACCAUCGCUUCGACAUCAUCCUUUAUUGCCACCACCAGACAUGCACUCUCCUUUUGGAGUGGGAGGCUUAUUGAGGAUGCCUCUGCCGGGUAGCUUACCCCCACUAGCUCAUCCUUCAGUACCACCGACACCUUUGUUUGCAAGACCAAAUCAUCACGAUCAUAGAUUUAGAAUGGAACAACUGGUGUCUGAGCAAUUUCGCCAUCACGGACUCAACUUGGCAGCAGCGGCCGCCGCUGUGGCAGCAAAUUCUCUGCCACCACACCAGACAUUUCCGUCACCAGCCGAUAGACCACCUAUCGUUCCAACAUCUUUGACAGGACGUGAUAGACCACCCGUAUCACAACCACUUUCUCUAGAACCCCAGCUGGAUUUUUACUCGCAGCGCUUGCGGCAACUGGCCGGUACGACCAGUCCAGGGGCGGCCACAGGCAAUUCGAGCUCUCCUAGCCCCAGGAAGCAUUCACCGCCGUUCGCUUCCCCGUCGCCCUCCCGAGUCGGCCAGACUCCUCCGGUGGGCGCCGGACCCGGAACGGUGGACACUCCUCGAGAAGCCAUAAGAGCUCAGAGUUCCAUAUCCCCAGAAAGACGAAAUGAACCUCAAACAGCUGACGCACCACCUUCGGAUAGGCCGUCUUCAACACCACCUACAAAGAGAAACAAUGAUGAAGCCAUUCAUACAUGUGAAUUCUGUGGGAAGAAGUUCCGUUUUGAAAACAGUUUAAUAGCUCACCGACGUAUUCAUACUGGAGAAAAACCCUUUAAAUGUAAUCAGUGCGAUGAAACAUUUGAAAAAAAUUCAAAAUUAAAAAAGCACAUGAAAGCUCAUCGAGCAGCUGAAGGUAAUACUGAAGACUUAGAAUCCGGGGGAGACACUGGUGAAGAUGAUUCUGAAGAUGACUUAGAUGAUGAGGAAUUAGAGGGUGAAGAGGAGGAAGAAAAUGAAGAUGGAGAAGAGGUUGAAGAAGCUGAAGAUCUUACCGUAUCUAAUCAUAGUGCUCCUUCAGCGCCCCCACGUAAGCAAACUCCAGCGAUACCUGCACACCCACCUACCGCAUCCGUGGUCGGUGAACUCAUGGACAAAUUUGGAUUAUCUAAUAUUGCACAAUAUAGUGAAGCUUUUAAACAAGCUUUGCAAGAAUCUGGCAACUCUUUAAAAUGGCAAUUAGCUAAAGACCGUGACAACAACAAUGGUCCUCCUUCUGAAAAACCUAACGGUAUGCCACCAACAGCGGCUCUUCGUUUAAAAGAGGAGUUUGCCAAAAUGCCACCUCAGCCACAUCCAUUAUUUAACCCUUUUGAAAACCCUUUUGAAGCCUCUAAGAGGAUGAAACUGGAUAUGGACAGGGGUGAAGGCUGGUGGCUCCCAACAUUACAUGCUCAGCGGCCACCAGAUAAUAUUUUUGACGGUCUAAAGAAUAGCAGUAAUGGGUUACUACAGAAUCCAUUAUUAAAAUCUAAAGAUGGCCGCCGUAAUGAUACGUGUGAAUUCUGCGGAAAAGUUUUCAAAAACUGCUCUAAUUUAACUGUUCAUCGGAGAUCGCAUACCGGAGAAAAGCCAUAUAAAUGUGAACUGUGUUCCUACGCAUGUGCACAGAGUUCCAAACUGACAAGGCAUAUGAAAACUCACGGCCGGCUUGGGAAAGACGUGUACCGUUGCCGGUUCUGUGAGAUGCCAUUCUCCGUGCCAUCUACCCUCGAGAAGCAUAUGCGAAAGUGUGUUGUGAAUCAAAGUAAUGGUGCUUCUCUUGCUUUAUCCGAUGAUUCGAACGCAUGUCGUGAUGAGGCUUCGUGACUCUACCCGUGGGGUGGUCUCCGAUUGCCACCACCCGCGCCGCCCAGCCAAAUAUUCUAGAUUUCUUUUAAAUUAUCGUUGCUUUCUCACAUCGUAGAACACGCUGCGGAAUAACGUCGUAGGUGGUAUAUGUUCAAUUUCUAGUCUUAAGGAAUGAUUUAUUUGACGAUAUAUUUAAUAAUAUACUUAAUAUAAUUGCAAUAUCAGCCCAAAAAAUCCUAGUAUCGAAGGGCAUUACUUUAAAUGAUAGAUACCUUAGUGACAUAUCCUUGUGUAAAGAAGUGUUGAGAGAUCCGGUUUCGUUGUUGGUGUUAGUUCGUGAAAGUUUUUAGUUAUUUCUUUCGGAGGCUGUAUCUUUACGUUAGAUAUUUUUGAUCUUGUUUUGACAUGUUUUAUUGAUUGUAAAAAGGAAACCAAUGCCAAAGUUAGCUACGUUGAUUUAUACAUAAAAAUAAAUACACUUAGAUUUAAGCUGUAUAGUGUCAAUUAUGAUAGGAUUUUUUUCAGUAUUUUCUAAGAUCUUGUAGCUUCUUAAUGUUAAGUUGUUUAGUUAUAGUAGGAUAUUAUGUAAUAUACUAAGCAAAUGUUUCCUAUUCUAGUUAAAACUGUAAAUAAUUGAUGUAACUGUAACAUGUAUGUAAAUCGAGUACCUACCUGUGGAUGUUCAUAUUUAUAGACAACAAUAUUUCACAAAUUAUAAAAUUACAUUUCGGCAAGAACGGUGAGUUUCCUGUAAUCGAUAAUUAGCUUUGUAGAAAGCGAAAUUUGGAAUCGUUUGUAACGGUAGGUGUUAUUACCAACAAGGUACUUCUAUAUUUAAUUAGUGUUUAAAUUUAUUAAAUUAUAAAUUAUCUAAUGAGACAUUUCGAUCUUUAUCACCGUGCUUUUAUUCUCGAAAGCCAGUUACUUUAUUAAGACUGACAGGUGUAUUCCAGAUUUGUUUUGAGUGUAUGUAUGUGGAUGACCUAUUACAUGUACCUUUAGUCCAUGCGUGAAAUCUUUCAGUAUACGUACUUAAUAUAAAUUAUAAUAGAAUUUAUAUUAGAUAAAUGUAAGUAAAUUAUAAUAGAUUACUCCGUUUUGUCUCCUAAAUCUGAUCUCCGUAUUGAUCUUCACACACUUUCUAUUUGGACCUCUUUACACGAUAAUAAAUGCUAACGUUUAUGUCAUGUAGACAGAUCCUUAUUGUAAACACUUUUCACAUUCAGAUCAACGUUUUAAUUUGAUAUAAUAUUCAUAUAUAUAUACGUAACUAUCAACUUAAUAUGAAAUAUUUCUUAGUAUAACAUAAGUGGUCUGUUUGUAAAAAGUUAUUGUAGUUGGUACAUAUACCCUUUACUUGCCUUAUUUGUUUUGUUAAAUUUACUUAAAUGUUAAUUUAUUGCUUGACUGUACCAUAACUGUAAUUAUUAGAUCCUCUCUACGUCCGGUAGUUGUAGUUUUAUUAGUACAAAUAACUUAAAAUAAUUCUUGUUUUAAUAAUAAAUUCCGUAAUUAAAAACACGUAGAGGGGAUUCAUGACUAGACUAAGGAUGACAAAAGGAGACGAAAUAGCGAAAAAAAAAGACAAAUUUUAUUGUGUAAUAAAAUAUGAACUGUUUUUAUUAUUUUUCAUUUUUAUUAUUUUUAUUUCAAUAAAUAUCCAUGAUUUGUUAAUUAAA
Molecule: messenger RNA, 4826 nt
Organism: Danaus plexippus (monarch butterfly)
Lineage: Eukaryota; Metazoa; Arthropoda; Insecta; Lepidoptera; Nymphalidae
Gene: Cph
Product: B-cell lymphoma/leukemia 11B
Exons: 5
Coding region: 571-3165 (864 amino acids)
Biological process (GO): regulation of transcription by RNA polymerase II
Cellular component (GO): nucleus
Molecular function (GO): DNA-binding transcription factor activity; RNA polymerase II cis-regulatory region sequence-specific DNA binding
Source: RefSeq, a predicted model, not a curated record